AUGUACAGAAGCAAUAUUCGAAUGGCUAGGAUGGCAAGAAAAGCUGGCAACUUCUAUGUGCCUGAGGAACCCAGAUUGGCACUUGUCAUCAGGAUCAGAGGUAGCAGCGGUGUGAGCCCAAAGGUCCGAAAGGUGCUGCAGCUUCUUCGUCUCCUCCAGAUCUUCAGUGGCACCUUUGUGAAGCUCAACGAGCCUUCAGUCAACAUGCUGAGGCUUGUGGAACCACAUAUUGCAUGGGGGUACCCAAACCUGAAGUCAGAAAAUGAACUGAUCUACAAGUUUGGCUAUGGCAAAAUCAACAAGAAGGGAAUUGCCUUGACAGAUAACACAUGGAUUGCUCAAUCACUUGGUAAAUGUGGCAUCAUCUGUAUGGAGGAUCUGAUUCAUGAGAUCUGUUCUGUUGGAAAACGUUUCAGAGAAGCAAACAACUUCCCGUGA
This is a messenger RNA of Eubalaena glacialis (North Atlantic right whale), 438 nucleotides long. Its product is annotated as large ribosomal subunit protein uL30-like. NCBI's taxonomy places the organism in Eukaryota, Metazoa, Chordata, Mammalia, Artiodactyla, Balaenidae. The transcript has a single exon. Gene Ontology annotation, cellular component: cytosolic large ribosomal subunit. The record is from RefSeq and is a predicted model, not a curated record. Gene Ontology annotation, molecular function: RNA binding; structural constituent of ribosome. Bases 1 to 438 code for a protein of 145 amino acids. Gene Ontology annotation, biological process: maturation of LSU-rRNA from tricistronic rRNA transcript (SSU-rRNA, 5.8S rRNA, LSU-rRNA).